UAACCCGGAGCAUUCUGUGCGAGGCUGCGGGGAAGUUGGCCGGGCCGGCGGGCGGACUCGGGGAAACCUCGAUACUCUCCUCUUCGGGGAGGUUUGCGGACCGGGGUCCUCCAUGGCCACACACCCCGGGGCUAGGCGGACUGGUUGGGGGUGGGUAUGAGCUGCAGCCGCGAGGCCGUCGUCCCUAAUGCGUGGCCACCCGUUGCUGGGUGUUUCAUCACCCCAAUUGCCACGAGGCUUCCUUUGGGGGAGGGAUGCGGGGGAAAGGAAAGGGGCAAGGCUGGUUAGGAGGGACCUCCUGGCUUGUGGCCCCCAAGCCAAUUUCACGUCCCACGAGUUUUAGCUGCAGGGUUCUCAAACUUGAUUCGCCCCCCCCCCCCCAACCCCCACACCAGGACAAAAAGGAAGAGAAUUAUUUUUGUGAAGUAGUUUGCCAACACGGGCACUCCAUUUGUUCACCUCCUCACAAUUCUGCAGGAGUAGAUAAAAGUGGUGGUCUCUGUAACCAGAAAAGCCGAGUACUUGUUGAAAGCACUGGUUGUUAGUAGGGGAAGUUACGAUUUAUUAAAGCGACUUAUUGGCGUGGUAUGGAUUGUUCGCUCUUAAGUAGGUGUGAAGGGAUUUUUCCAAAUUGAUUGUUGACUUACCGGCUAUUGUGGAAAAGUUAGGGCUCUAUGGUUUAGGUUUGUUGUUCGCCUUCCGUUCACCCCACGCAAGAACUUUUGCUAAACGCGUAAUUGAUGUUUACCCCAUUAUAACAAAUAUUUAAGCUUGCACAGCUGUGUUGUGUUGGAACAUGUGUUCACGCACAACUAGGAAGGUUGUCACCUUUUCGUACAGGGCGUAACUUCUGGUUUGCAUACGUGUAAUUUGCCAUGUUCCGUUGCAGGUUGGUUAUCCAAGUGGCCUCUCUGUGGGCGAUUCUUUCUAUAAUGACGACUGUUAACAAAUUUAGGUUUCCUUAGGUUGUUUAUUGGUCAGACCAAGCCAUGUUUUUCCUUAGGGUCACAAGGAAGCCAUGUUUUUCCUUAGGGUCACAAGGCUGUUUCCGUUGAUAUUAUCAAAGUGACUUGACCGAAUUUAAGUAAUUUCCUCCCAAUCAUGUCAAAUUCAAGAACCUUUUAUAAGGUUUCUCAAUCUCAGAGCCAUAGAAACUCUGAAAUUAUCUUUUCUCUGUAUGCGUCCAUUUUUCGUGGAAGAGAAUGAAAGUGUAGCAUUCAUCAGAUUGUCUUUUUGACCGUGGGGUGGAAAAAAACUUAAAAACCCCCUAUUUUUUUGUGCCUUCUCAUCUUUUCAAAAUGCUGAUUUACUAGUAUGUUAUAAUGAUAAACCCAGAUGCUCCAAUUAUUUCUUAUUCUUCCUCCUCACUCCCCAUGUGCCUAGCUCUGAAUUUUAAGUAACCCAUAGAGGGCCUACUAUGUACUGGCCAUGCUUUGCAUUCCUUGUCUCAUUGAAGUCUUUACAACUUUACCGGGCAGGUGGGCUUUUUUCUGUAAUAGGAGGUGCUCUCAGAUUUUGUAAAGUUGGGGGGAAGAUCUGAAGUGCUCUAUAUUAGGGGUCAUAUAACCAGGAUCUGAUCCUGACCUCACCAUUCCUCACCCCCAUCCCCUCAUUAGUCUCGGCCUCUUCAGGCCUUGAUUUUCUUUUUGGUUAUGAUAAUUUUUUUUAAAGCCUUGUUUACACAUCAUUUUGAGUUUGUUAGUGUUUGCCCAAAUAAAUAUUCUUUUGGGUCUCAUGUUCUUAUUUGAGAAUCUUAGACCCUGUAUUGUGAAAAAGUGGAUUAUUUUGAUUCAGCGAUUUCUGCAUGUUUAGAUAAUUGUUUACCAUGUCUGUUUUCCUAUAACUUACAUAGCUUAUAUAUAACUUGUAAUAUAACUAUAAACUAUAACACCAUUUGCUCAUUUGUAGCAUUUUUUCCAGAGACUGUAAAAUACUCAGAGCAGGCAGUAUUGAAUUAUUUGUCAAUUUUUGUAUUUACUAUUACAUUUUUUGAAACGCAUUUCUAGAAUUUCUAGAAGAGUAGAGUUCUGUAAACGACAAAACCAGCUCAUUGUGCAAAAGCUCAAUGACUAGUUUUUUACUUUCUUACUCUUUACUCUUUAUUUUGACUUCUCUUGAACUACUUCUUAGGUACCCCAAUGAGGAUAUUGAACACUGAGGUUACUCUUCCGUCAGCCGUUGUCAAGCUUGAAAUAUUAGUUUGUGGAAAUGUUUGUGGAUUCUUCUGUGGGAUCAGAGAGCACGCCUAUUGUGAUCAGAAAACUCCAAGUAUAGCAGCAGGGAUGGAUGAACAGGCUCUUUUAGGGCUAAAUCCAAAUGCUGAUUCAGACUUUAGACAAAGGGCCCUGGCCUAUUUUGAGCAGUUAAAGAUUUCCCCAGAUGCCUGGCAGGUGUGUGCAGAAGCUCUAGCCCAGAGGAUAUAUAGUGAUGAUCACAUAAAGUUUUUCUGCUUUCAAGUACUAGAACAUCAAGUUAAAUACAAAUACUCAGAACUAACUACUGUUCAACAACAGCUAAUUAGGGAGACACUCAUAUCUUGGCUUCAAGCUCAGAUGCUGAAUCCCCAACCAGAGAAGACCUUUAUACGAAAUAAAGCAGCCCAAGUCUUCGCCUUGCUCUUUGUUACAGAGUAUCUCAUUAAAUGGCCCAAGUUUUUUUUUGACAUUCUCUCAGUAGUGGAUCUAAAUCCAAGGGGCGUGGAUCUGUACCUCCGAAUCCUCAUGGCUAUUGAUUCAGAGUUGGUGGAUCGUGAUGUGGUGCAUACAUCAGAGGAGGCUCGUAGGAAUACCCUAAUAAAAGAUUCCAUGAGGGAGCAGUGCAUUCCAAAUCUGGUGGAAUCAUGGUACCAAAUCUUACAAAAUUAUCAAUAUACUAAUUCAGAAGUGACAUGUCAGUGCCUUGAAGUAGUUGGGGCUUAUGUCUCUUGGAUAGACUUAUCCCUUAUAGCCAAUGAUAGGUUUAUAAAUAUGCUGCUAGGUCAUAUGUCAAUAGAAGUUUUACGGGAAGAAGCAUGUGACUGUUUAUUUGAAAUUGUAAAUAAAGGAAUGGAUCCUGUUGAUAAAAUGAAACUAGUAGAAUCUUUGUGUCAAGUUUUACAGUCUGCUGGGUUUUUCAGCAUUGACCAGGAAGAAGAUGUUGACUUCCUGGCAAGAUUUUCUAAGCUGGUAAAUGGAAUGGGACAGUCAUUGAUAGUUAGCUGGACUAAAUUAAUUAAGAAUGGAGAUAUCAAGAAUGCUCAAGAGGCACUACAAGCUAUUGAAACAAAAGUAGCACUGCUGUUGCAACUACUUAUUCAUGAGGAUGAUGACAUCUCCUCUAACAUUAUUGGGUUUUGUUAUGAUUAUCUUCAUAUUUUGAAACAGCUUACAGUGCUCUCAGAUCAGCAAAAAGCUAAUGUAGAGGCAAUCAUGUUGGCCGUUAUGAAAAAAUUGACUUAUGAUGAAGAAUAUAACUUUGAAAAUGAGGGUGAAGAUGAAGCCAUGUUUGUCGAAUACAGAAAACAGCUGAAGUUAUUGUUGGACAGGCUUGCUCAAGUCUCACCAGAGUUACUGCUGGCUUCUGUUCGCAGAGUUUUUAGUUCAACACUUCAGAACUGGCAGACUACACGGUUUAUGGAAGUUGAAGUAGCAAUAAGAUUGCUGUAUAUGUUGGCAGAAGCUCUUCCAGUAUCUCAUGGUGCUCACUUCUCAGGUGAUGUUUCAAAAGCUAGUGCUUUGCAGGAUAUGAUGCGAACUCUGGUAACAUCAGGAGUUAGUUCCUAUCAGCAUACAUCUGUGACUUUGGAGUUCUUUGAAACUGUUGUUAGAUAUGAAAAGUUUUUCACAGUUGAACCUCAGCACAUUCCAUGUGUACUAAUGGCUUUCUUAGAUCACAGAGGUCUGCGACAUUCUAGUGCAAAAGUACGGAGCAGAACUGCUUACCUGUUUUCUAGAUUUGUCAAAUCUCUCAAUAAACAAAUGAAUCCUUUCAUUGAGGAUAUUCUGAAUAGAAUACAAGACUUACUAGAGCUUUCUCCACCUGAGAAUGGUUACCAGUCCUUGUUGAGCAGUGAUGAUCAGCUAUUUAUUUAUGAGACAGCUGGAGUGCUGAUUGUUAAUAGUGAAUAUCCAGCAGAAAGGAAACAAGCAUUAAUGAGGAGUCUGUUGACUCCACUAAUGGAGAAGUUUAAAGUUCUGUUGGAAAAAUUGAUGCUGGCACAAGAUGAAGAAAGGCAGGCGUCUCUAGCAGACUGCCUCAACCAUGCGGUUGGAUUUGCCAGUCGAACCAGCAAAGCUUUCAGCAACAAGCAAACUGUAAAGCAGUGUGGCUGUUCCGAAGUUUAUCUGGACUGUUUACAGACAUUCUUGCCAGCCCUCAGUUGUCCCUUACAGAAGGAUAUUCUCAGAAGUGGAGUUCGUACUUUCCUUCAUCGUAUGAUUAUAUGCCUAGAGGAAGAAGUUCUUCCAUACAUCCCAUCUGCCUCAGAGCAUAUGCUCAAAGAUUGUGAAGCAAAAGACCUCCAAGAGUUCAUUCCUCUUAUCAACCAGAUUACAGCCAAAUUUAAGAUACAGGUAUCCCCAUUUUUACAACAAAUGUUCAUGCCCCUCCUUCAUGCAAUUUUUGAAGUGUUGCUCCGUCCAGCAGAAGAAAACGACCAGUCUGCUGCUUUAGAAAAGCAAAUGUUGCGGAGGAGUUACUUUGCUUUCCUGCAAACUGUCACAGGGAGUGGAAUGAGUGAAGUCAUAGCAAAUCAAGGUGCAGAGAAUGUAGAACGGGUAUUGGUUACUGUCAUCCAAGGAGCGGUUGAAUACCCAGAUCCAAUUGCACAAAAAACAUGUUUUAUCAUCCUCUCAAAGUUGGUAGAACUCUGGGGAGGUAAAGAUGGACCAGUGGGAUUUGCUGAUUUUGUUUAUAAGCACAUUGUCCCCGCAUGUUUCCUAGCACCUUUAAAGCAAACCUUUGACCUGGCAGAUGCACAAACAGUAUUGGCUUUAUCUGAAUGUGCAGUGACACUGAAAACAAUUCAUCUCAAACGAGGCCCAGAAUGUGUUCAGUAUCUGCAACAGGAAUACCUGCCCUCCUUGCAAGUAGCUCCAGAAAUAAUUCAGGAGUUUUGUCAAGCACUUCAGCAGCCUGAUGCUAAAGUUUUUAAAAAUUACUUAAAGGUAUUCUUCCAGAGAGCAAAGCCCUAAUGACUGGAUCUCCCUGUGCCUACUUCAUGAUCAGGAAUUCCAGUUAAUAAUUUAUGAAAAUGUGAUUUUUGUGUGCCAUUCACACUGACGUUGUUAACAUCGCUUGAGUGUACUGCAGUAUAUGUAUUGGUAUUUUUCUGUAAAUUGGAUAUAAUAUUCCCUAAAUACAGGUAUGUGACAACACAAGUUGCUUGCAUGCCAACUCAUUGUUCUGUAUAAAAAUGCUGUUAAAAGGUAAAGCAAAGUUAUCCUUGUACCUUAAUUUUUUUUUUUUUAAUUUGAAACUUUGAGUCAAUUCCUUUAUAAAGACCACAGCAAUGGAAGACUGUAAUUUUUAAUUGCUAAAUAUAAAAUGUUUGAGAAAUUUCAUUUUCUUCAAUGUGUGCAGACACAUUAAAUAUGGGGGGAAUACAACAAUCAAAAUAAUUUUUUUGUAGCUAACCAUUAUAUUUCUUUAAACUGUUUCAGUACUUACAUGUAUUCUACAAAAGAUAAUGGUUUCAUAAAUUAAUUGAUUUAAAAGUAGGUGUCGAUGUUACACAUUUUUUAUAAAAAUAAAUAAAUUUUAUGUAGUGAAAAUCCACUGUCUUUUUUGGAAUUAUUAUAAAUAUUUUAGCCUUAUUUUCUAGUUUCAAUCUCUCCCUCAUUUUCUAUCUAAAGAUUUGCAAAUCUGAGGGUAUGGAUGCUUUAUUUUACUUAACUAUGCUAUAAAAAGUUAUGUUAAUUAGAAUGUUUUUAAAAAGCCUAUGUGAAUCUUUUCAUAGAAUUAAAAGUCCCAAGUUUCUUUUUUCUGAACCUUUUAUUGGAUUUACUUAGAGCAAAUUAUACCCAUAUGUUUAUGAUUCUUGUUAAGUAGUAGCUGCCCAUUUAAUUACUGGAAGCACUUUCCCUUGCCAUCUCCCAUUUUUAUUUAUGGGUACUCAAGAAAGCAAGAGGAAAAAUCAUAGUAUCAGUAGUAAGUAUCAGAAAAUUAAGGAGAAAGGAGGAGCAGAACUGACCAGAAUUACUUCAGUCAUUUGAGUUUUAAUUCUAAAAGCUCAAUUAUUGGGGGGGGGGGGGUGGGGGUUGUUUUCAUUUUAGCCUUUGGUCCAUUCAUCCACAAGGGGUUUCAUGGAUGGGCUUCAUUGGUCUAUAAAUUCCAUAACCUAAAAUUGUAUUCUAAAUUGUACACAUGAACCUUUUUUCUGGGAUUAAUUCCAGAAGAUAUUUUAAACAUUUUCCUUGCAUCAUGGAAUAAAGGUACUAAACUAAGUUGGCAGUUAAUUGUAAAAAUAAAUUAUAUAAUAUACAGUAGACUGUAUAUUAUAUUCAGUUUAAAAGUUUUAAAAAGUAGAUAAGUGAGCUGGGUGCUUCUUUGGGUGUUCCCCUGUACUAUGGGAGAAAAAAUUGUGUCUAUUGCAAUAUAGUAAUUAUUUAAAGUAUACAAGUAGCAUGGCUAGUGAUUAAGAACUAAAACAACCUGACGCCAGAUUGAGUAGGUUCCAAUACUAGUUCCACCAGGAACUGGUAGAACCUUUGGCAAUAAAUAACCUCUCUGCUUCAGUUUUCCCAUCUGUCAAGUAGGUAAAAUAAUGGCAGCCAUCUCAUAGGUGUUGUGAUAAUACAAUGAAUUGAGCAUGAAAAGAACUUAUUACAUUACUUGGCACAUAAAGGCUUAUUAAUUAACCAUUAUUACAGUACUAUGAAUUCCAUAUAUUUAAAGGUGUUAUCUCUUCCUUUUUCCUGGCUGUUAAACGCUGAAGAUUUGAAUGUGUUCAGAGCUAAGAGAAAUCUAGACAUGGGAAUCAAGAGUCUGUAAUAUAAAUUAUAGCUCUUCAUGUUAUAAUAAUCAUGCAUAAUACCCAUUUUAUUCCUUGAAGCACCCCAGAGCACUUUACUUACAGAGUACCAUACCAAUUAGAACACCCCAUUCCAUCACAAAUAACCUUAUUUGUAUAAUACUUUGUUUCCAAAGCAAGUACCCAAAUAAUUGUCUCAAGGGUGACUCUCACUGUUAUUGGUGAGAAAAUUUAGGCUAAAGGACUUGGGAAUUUGUGUGACUUGACUAUGGAUCCACAGGGUUUUAUGAUACCUGGUCUAGUUCUGCGCCUAGCGUUUAUUUAAAUCUCAAUGUUAAGUGGUUCGUUAAGUGUCUGGACUUUUAAGUAUUUUCAUGUGCAUCAUUUGCUGUGUGGUAAACAUCAGUCAGGGCCUUUGGCUUUUGGCCUUUGGCUCAGUUAAUCACAUUUCCUUCCAUACAACUUUAAACUCUGGGUUUUAAUGUUGGAAGGAACUUUGACAAGUGUCUUCCUUUGUAUCAGAUAUGGGAAAACUGAAAUUGGUUGGAAUUGUAAGCAAUGAGACUUUGUUAAAAUGAUUCCAUCAUUUAAACAUUGUUUGAAAUUGUAAUAAAGUAUCUCCCUUUGUAACAACUCA
This is a messenger RNA of Choloepus didactylus (southern two-toed sloth), 7586 nucleotides long. It is a transcript of the gene XPOT, whose product is annotated as exportin for tRNA. NCBI's taxonomy places the organism in Eukaryota, Metazoa, Chordata, Mammalia, Pilosa, Megalonychidae. The coding region runs from base 2139 to 5171 and encodes 1010 amino acids. The record is from RefSeq and is a predicted model, not a curated record. The transcript has 25 exons. Gene Ontology annotation, molecular function: small GTPase binding; tRNA binding. Gene Ontology annotation, biological process: intracellular protein transport; tRNA re-export from nucleus. Gene Ontology annotation, cellular component: nuclear pore; nuclear matrix; cytoplasm.